Pogona vitticeps (central bearded dragon) is the source of this 1713-nucleotide messenger RNA. Lineage: Eukaryota; Metazoa; Chordata; Lepidosauria; Squamata; Agamidae. The record is from RefSeq and is a predicted model, not a curated record.
AUGCGUUGCUGUGUCCCAGCUGAGCUGAAAGGCAAGAAAAAGGGGGCUUACCUCCCUUCCAUCUCUCCAAACUUUACCCCAUCAGCACCACUCCAUGAGCUUGCUGCACCAUCGCUGUCACCUCCUUAUUCACAGGAAAACUUGCUAAACCAGACAUGUGAAAUUGAAUCUCCUGAAGAAGAAAAACUUGAUGGAACAACCUUCAAGGAUAUUUCAGUUCAUAAAAAGGUUGUGGGUGGCUUGUUAGCUGUCAUUGGCAGAGAUGAGGAAACACCAAGCAGAAAAGAAGUCUGUUAUGAGCCCCUGGGCUGCUUUACAGAUGACGCGCCAUGGAGUGGAACUCUACUGCGACCCAUUUCAAAAUUACCCUGGUCACCAGAAAAACUAAACACUCGUUUCCUUCUCUAUACUCGAGAACACCCUGAUAGCUUUGAGGAAAUCAAGGCCACUAGUCCAGCAACUAUUAGUCAAUCAAACUUUAAUGCAAGCAAGAUAACUCGCUUUAUUACGCAUGGAUUUAUAGACAAGGGUGAGGAAAACUGGCUGUCAGAUAUGUGCAAGAAUAUGCUUCAAGUGGAAGAUGUGAACUGCAUCUGUGUAGAUUGGAAAAGGGGUGCCAGGUGUCCGUACACCCAAGCAUCGAAUAAUAUACGUGUGAUAGGAGCUGAAGUGGCGUAUUUUAUAGAUGUCCUUAUGACAAAGUAUGGAUAUUCUCCAUCCAUGGUACAUUUAAUUGGGCACAGCCUUGGGGCACAUUUAUUUGGUGAAGCAGGAAAAAGAAGACCAGGAAUUGGAAGAAUAACAGGACUAGAUCCUGCUCAACCCUAUUUUCAAGGCACACCAAUUGAAGUCAGACUGGAUAAAAGCGAUGCUUCGUUUGUUGAUGUGAUUCAUACUGAUAUGCUUCCAACCAUUCCGUACCUGGGCUUUGGAAUGAGUGACCCUGUGGGACACCUUGAUUUCUUUCCAAAUGGAGGUGAAACUAUGCCUGGAUGUUCAAAGAAUGCAGUUUCACAAAUAGUGGACAUUGAUGGAAUCUGGGAAGGAACUCGUGACUUUAUGGCCUGUAAUCAUUUGAGGAGCUACAAAUAUUAUUCAGAUAGCAUCCUCUAUCCAGAUGGAUUUUUGGGUUACCAGUGUUCUGCUUACAGCGAAUUUGAAUCAGGUGACUGUUUCCCAUGUCCCAGUAAUGGAUGUCCUAAAAUGGGUCACUAUGCAGAUCAGUUCAAAGACAGAGUCACCUUUGGUUUCACAAAGCUUUAUUUGAAUACCGGCGAUGCCAGAGUUUUUGCCCGCUGGAGGUACAAAGUGUCAGUCACACUGUCUGGAAAGAGCAGUGUCCGUGGAUAUAUAAACAUUGCUCUGUAUGGAAGUGGAGGGAACACAAAGCAAUAUCAAAUAUUCCAUGGAAAACUCAAACCUGCUCAGAGUUAUACCGAACUAAUUGAUGUAGAAAUUGAUGUUGGAACAGUCAAUAAGGUCAAAUUUCUUUGGAACAACAACAUUAUAAACCCAACUUUGCCUAGAUUGGGAGCAUCAAACAUCAUAGUGGAAGAUGGAAAAGAUGGGAAAGUGUACAAUUUCUGUGGCAGUGAAACAGUGAGAGAAGAAGUUCUGCAAACACUAACAGCAUGCUGACCUGGGAAUAUAGGAAGAAUUUUCCUACAGACCUGAAUUUGAAAAUGUAAUUCUUGUGAAGAGGCAAAUUUGCAG